This is a messenger RNA of Anoplophora glabripennis (Asian longhorned beetle), 547 nucleotides long. RefSeq names its product discoidin domain-containing receptor 2-like. Gene Ontology annotation, cellular component: signaling receptor complex. The transcript is spliced from 3 exons. The record is from RefSeq and is a predicted model, not a curated record. Lineage: Eukaryota; Metazoa; Arthropoda; Insecta; Coleoptera; Cerambycidae. Gene Ontology annotation, molecular function: protein tyrosine kinase collagen receptor activity; ATP binding; collagen binding. The annotation marks the transcript as partial. Gene Ontology annotation, biological process: positive regulation of kinase activity; multicellular organism development; cell surface receptor protein tyrosine kinase signaling pathway.
CUAUGGAUGUUUGAUCUACGUAGCGACCCAAAUCGCCUCCGGGAUGAAAUAUUUGGAGUCUCUGGACCUGGUGCACAGGGACCUAGCCGCAAGGAAUUGUGUUAUAGACAAAAACUUUACAGUUAAAGUUUCGGACCACGCCAUGUACUGUGAACGUUAUGAAAACGACUACUACAUAAGCGACACUAAAGCAAGACUGCCCAUAAGAUGGAUGUCAUGGGAAGCGCUUCUUCUGGGAAGACAGACCACCAAAAGCGACGUAUGGGCCUUCGCGGUGGCCUUGUGGGAGAUUUUAAUGUUCUGCACCCAGCAACCGUACGCUGAGUUGACCAGCGAGCAAGUCGUGGAGAACAGUAACCAUUGGUACCAAAACGAUGGGUGCCAGAGGUACCUUUCUCGACCAACGGCUUGCCCUAGGGAGAUAUACGACCUCAUGGGAGAGUGUUGGAAAAGGAAUGCAGCAGACAGGCCUCGUUUCUCGGAGAUCCACCUCUUCUUGCAACGGAAGAACCUGGGAUACAUGCCCGGCCCAAACUCACAAGUAUAG